Molecule: messenger RNA, 1383 nt
Organism: Malus domestica (apple)
Lineage: Eukaryota; Viridiplantae; Streptophyta; Magnoliopsida; Rosales; Rosaceae
Product: pectinesterase QRT1-like
Biological process (GO): cell wall modification; pectin catabolic process
Molecular function (GO): pectinesterase activity
Source: RefSeq, a predicted model, not a curated record
AUGGGAUUCAGUGUCUUGGGUGUUUGUGUUGGUGGUUUUGUGUUAUUUUUCUUGGGUGGCAUUAAGGUCGGGUUCUCGCAAAGCGAAUCAUUUGCAAGGAAUUAUAUCAGCUGGGAUGAUUUGAAGGUGGAUGACCGUAAGUUGGGGUUGAACACGAAAGAAGAACGCGUUAAUGGAAGCCGGAUCAUUGUGGUUGACAAGAAUGGAGGAGGAGAUUCUCUUACAGUUCAAGGAGCAGUUGACAUGGUUCCGGAACAAAAUACAGAAAGAAUCAAAAUUUACAUUCUUCCUGGAAUUUACAGAGAGAAGGUACUUGUACCGAUUUCGAAGCCAUACAUAUCAUUUAUUGGGAACCAGAAAAAUACUUCUGAAACUGUGAUUACUUGGAACAACAAGGCAUCUGAUAAGGACGGCACCGGUUGCGAACUCGGAACAUAUAGAACUGCUUCUGUAGCCAUAGAGGCUGAUUACUUUUGCGCAACUGGGAUCACCUUCGAGAACACAGUGGUUGCAGUGCCUGGAGGAUAUGGAAUGCAAGCAGUGGCGCUUAGAGUUGCGGGUGACAAAGCCAUGUUCUACAGAGUUCGGGUUUUGGGGACGCAGGAUACGCUCUUGGACGAGACUGGAUCUCACUACUUCUACCACUGUCACAUUCAAGGAAAUGUGGACUUCAUUUUCGGCAGAUCAAGAUCACUCUACCAGGAGUGUGUUAUUCAAUCAACGGCUGAGAACUCGGGAGCAAUAGCAGCUCAUCACAGGGACUCACCGUAUGAAGACACGGGAUUCUCUUUUGUAAACUGCAAAAUCAUCGGAACCGGCUACAUCUACUUGGGAAGAGCUUGGGGAAAUUAUUCAAGAGCGGUGUAUUCCUACUGUCAUUUCGAUGAUAUAAUAACUCCUCCAGGGUGGAGCGACUGGAACUACCCAUCCAGGCAGAAGACAGUGGAUUUCGGAGAAUAUAAAUGCAGGGGCAGAGGAGCAGAAAGAAGCGGGAGGAUUACAACAAGUGGUAUCAAGAGCUUAGAUUCUUACAUGGGUUGUGACUAUCAAGCAAUGACGAAGACUGGUGAUUCCAAUAGUAGUGAUGAUGUUGAAGAAAAGUCUGGCACUAGUGGAACCAGGAUGACGGUUCAAAGUACUAGGUUUGAAAUUGAGAAAUUUGAUGGAACGAACAACUUUGCUAUGUGGCAAUGUGAGGUUCGAGAUGUCCUGAUACAGCAAGGUUUGGCUGCAUUGGAGACAAAAUAUAUGAAGAAGAUUGUAAAGAAUCUACUGCAUCUCAAAAGCAAGUUGUACAGGUUCCAGUACAAAGAGGGAACGAUGAUGAUUGGCCAUCUAGAAGAGUUUAACAAGCUUUUAGCUGAACUGGCAAAUCUUGAAUAG